UAAACUUGCACCAGAGACUGUUGUCAAAAGGCUGAACGGACAACGCGACAACCGGGGAGUUACGAGUGUGCGGAAUAACUUAAGCGUCUCCACAGGUUAUUUUGUUUUAAUGUCGUAGUCUGCAUGCCUUUUUUAGCGAAUUGAAUCAAAGUUUAGGAAACGACCGGCGUAUUUAGACUAUUUGCCUUUAGUUUUCGUUUAAAUUCAGAGUCGUAUGGGAGUAAGUUCGCGUAGAAGGCCAAACAAACGUUCACAAUAGUUUGAGCCUCGCUAAAGUUAACUGCGGGUGGCUUUUAAAACGUUUUCUUUAUAUAAAUCACACAGCACUUUACUCCAAAAAUGAGUGCUGCCAUUGCAAAACCGGCGCAUCCGUCGGGACAGGUGGACCCGAAGUCAGCGACUCUGAAAGAAAUCCCAGAGGUUCUGGUCGACCCACGCACCAUGAAGAGAUACACAAGAGGGAGAUUCCUCGGGAAAGGGGGCUUCGCCAAAUGCUACGAAAUUACAGACGUGGAGACUAAGCAGGUUUUCGCUGGCAAAAUAGUGCCCAAGUCGCUGAUACUGAAGCAGCACCAGAGGGAGAAGAUGACCUCGGAAAUCGCCAUUCACAAGAGCAUUCACCACCCCAACAUCGUGGGCUUCCACGGCUUUUUCGAGGAUGACGACUUCGUCUUUGUGGUGCUGGAGAUCUGCAGGAGAAGGUCUUUGUUGGAGUUGCACAAACGUCGUAAAGCUGUCACUGAGCCCGAGGCCCGUUACUACAUGACUCAGCUGCUCAAGGGUGUCCAGUACCUGCACACCAACAGGGUCAUCCACAGAGACUUGAAGCUGGGAAACAUCUUCCUCAAUGAUGACAUGGAUGUCAAGAUAGGGGAUUUCGGUUUGGCCACCAAGAUCGAGUUUGAUGGCGAGCGGAAGAAGACCUUGUGCGGAACACCCAACUACAUAGCGCCUGAAGUGCUGUGUAAAAAAGGCCACAGUUAUGAAGUGGACAUCUGGUCACUUGGAUGCAUAUUGUACACUUUGUUAGUGGGCAAACCUCCGUUUGAGACCUCCUGUCUGAAGGAAACCUACAACCGCAUCAAGAAAAACAACUACACCGUUCCCUGGCACAUCAAUCCAGUUGCAGCGACUCUCAUCAAGAGGAUGUUACACGCUGAUCCUGCGCAGAGGCCAACCAUCUCUGAAUUAACGUCUGAUGAGUUCUUUACGACGGGCUACAUCCCCCUACGUCUGCCCACCACUUGUCUUACUGUGCCCCCACGAUUCUCCAUUGCCCCCUCCCAAGCUGCAGAGCUCAACCUGAGGCGCCCCCUCACUGCUAUAAACAACAAGGGAGGCACAGAUAAAGUGGAGAUGAAAGAUGAGCCUAUGCAAAGGGAGGUGGAGCCAUCAGAAUGCCACCUGAAAGACAUGCUGCAGCAGCUCAACAGCAUCAACGCUGCCAAGCCUUCUGAGAGGCUACUGAUUCGCCAAGAGGAAGCGGAGGACCCUGCGUGCGUCCCCAUCUUCUGGAUCAGCAAAUGGGUUGACUACUCUGAUAAAUACGGACUGGGCUAUCAGCUCUGUGACAACAGUGUGGGUGUCCUGUUUAACGACUUCACCCGACUCAUCAUGUACGCUGAUGGAGACAGCCUGCAGUACAUCGACAAAAUGGCAGCUGAGUCCUACAUGAACAUUCGCACAUUUCCUACAACUCUCAACAAAAAGAUAACAUUGCUGAAAUACUUCCGCAAUUACAUGAGCGAGCACCUGCUGAAAGCUGGUGCCAACAUGGCUCGCCGGGAGGGAGAUGAGCUGGCUCGGAUGCCUUACCUGUCCCUCUGGUUCAGAACAAAGAGCGCCAUCGUCCUGCACCUCAGCAACGGCACGGUUCAGAUCAACUUCUUCCAGGACCACACUAAGCUGAUCCUGUGUCCGCUGAUGGGUGCCGUCACCUACAUCGAUGAGAACCGAGUCUUCCGCACCUACAAGCUCUCCCUGCUAGAGGAGUUUGGGUGCUGUAAGGAGCUCGCCAGCCGCAUGCGUUACGCCAAAUUCAUGGUGGAGAAGCUCAUGGAUAGCAAGUCUUCCUAAGAUGCACAUUAGAUCUGUUUUGCCCAAAGUUUCAACCUCAAAAUGGGACAAUCCUUUUAAAUAUUUUAAUGAGGGAGGCAGUUUUGUUAAUGUCACCUUUAGACUUUGACGUUUACCAUGACGCUUAAUCUUUCAUAUGUCACUCAUGAAGAUGGAGUUUGGGCCUCUGAUUUUUAUGUUAUGUGGUCCUGUUAAAAAUUGUCACUCUUAUGUCUUUACUUAACCUUCUUGAUGAAGUUUUCUUUUCACAAAUGUCUUUCUGCUGGCGUGAUUGCUGGAUCGUUGGACAGAGUGGCAGAUCAUCUUGUACACAUACGUUUGAGUCUCAGGGGCUAAUACUGUUUGUUAUUCCAAUUUCAUCAUCUUAUUGGAACGUUCCUAGAUUUUCACUGUUUGCGCACAGGAUGUGUCUUUAAACCCAGCUGUGUGGAUGAAGUUGUGAGGACUCGACUGGCUGUGCAGGUUGAUAAAAGCGUCUGGUCUUUGUCUCGUUUGUAUGUAUUUGUAUGUAUUUCUCGCAUGUAGAGAAAUGGACCAUGUUAUCGUCUUCAUCAUGUACAUUCUCCUUGUAGCUACUUUUUACCUUUUUUAUAAAUAUUUUAGAUGUGGCUUUCAACAAGAUGUACAAAUAUGUACAUACUGCUGAACAUGCAUGUGUGUUGUAAAGAUGGUUUAAAUAAAGUUUCUUGAACCUAAUCACAGAAUUUUGUGCUUUAGUCAGAUUGGCUGUUCUAUAAUUGUUUAUACUAAAAAUAAUACAAAUUCAUCAUGGACAAAGGAAGGUGUGUGAAAAUUUACUUUUUUUUUUUUUCAAUGUUUACAACUUUUUUUCUAAGUGAAUUGUUUGCUCAAAAUUGCUCUGUGUGCACGACUCGAUACUGACACCUGGUGGCCAUGUGUAAUACUUUAAUCUUGUACAAACUCAAAAAUAAACGUAAUCACAUUUCA
Molecule: messenger RNA, 3024 nt
Organism: Cololabis saira (Pacific saury)
Lineage: Eukaryota; Metazoa; Chordata; Actinopteri; Beloniformes; Belonidae
Gene: plk1
Product: polo-like kinase 1 (Drosophila)
Exons: 11
Coding region: 340-2076 (578 amino acids)
Biological process (GO): protein phosphorylation; regulation of cytokinesis; mitotic cell cycle
Cellular component (GO): centrosome; nucleus; cytoplasm
Molecular function (GO): protein serine/threonine kinase activity; ATP binding; protein binding
Source: RefSeq, a predicted model, not a curated record